GCCGAGGCAUCGCGGACAAUCAUCUGCGAGCCGCGCACAUUCUCGGUUCGAUGGAGAGAAGCAGAUUGUAUAAGAAUAGAGAUAAGAGCAGCGAGGAACUUCGAAGACGACGUGCUGAUCAGUCGGUAGAACUCCGAAAAGCCAAGAAAGAUGAACAACUUCAGAAGCGCCGCAACAUUCUCACACCUGAGCUUGAUGAGACCACGCCGUUGAGAGAAAAACAGGUUGAUACUUCUAAGCUUGGUUCCUACGAUGAUGUUAUUCGAGAUAUGCGGUCAGACGAUGAAUCUGUGAAGACAAAGGCUGUCCGUCUGUGCAGAAAAUCUCUGUCAGUGACGAAAGAUCCUCCAAUUGAUGAAUUUUGCAAGAGAGGAGUUAUCAGUAUUCUCAUUCCAAUGUUGAGCUCUACUCAUGAUGAUCUUGUUUUUGAGGCGGCCUGGGCACUGACAAAUAUUGCCUCUGGAGACAGUCGACACACGCACUCUGUGGUUGACUCUGGUGCAGUUCCGGAGUUGAUACGACUUCUUGGUCAUCCUGCCUCUUGCAUAGCAGAGCAGAGUGUGUGGGCGCUUGGAAAUAUUGCGGGUGAUGGGGCGGUGCUGAGAGAUCUUACCAUAAAAUGUGGUGUUUUAGAUCCAGUUAUAAAACUUUUAGAUCGCACUUGGAACCUUCCAGGAGUGGUUUCGAACAUCACUUGGAUGCUGUCUAACCUGUGUCGUUAUCGUAACCCGCCUCCUGCACGUGAGGUGCUUAAGACACUGCUCCCUGUGUUCACUCGACUUCUUCACUACGAAGGUAACAACGACGUGAUCGGGGACAGUGCGUGGGCAUUGUCAUACUCCAGUGACGCGGUGAAUGAUUUCAUUGACGACAUUAUUGAGAGUGGAUGUGUCCCACGGCUCCUUAGGCUGUUGGCAUCUGCCUCGGUGAAGAUUGUCUCUCCCUCACUCAGAACGAUUGGGAAUCUGGUAGCUGGGAGUGAUGCUCAAACACAAGCUGUUCUUGAUGCUGGUUUGUUAGAUUACAUUCCAGCCUUGUUGAAUAACGAGAAGUCGACCGUUGUCAAGGAGGCAUGCUGGCUUGUGAGCAAUGUAACAGCGGGUAACGUGCACCAGGUAGACCUGGUAAUCAAACAUGGCGUGUUACCAUGCAUCUUAGAGAUAUUUCACAAGGGUGAAUACAAAGCACAGAAAGAAGCCUGUUGGGUGAUCAGUAAUAUAAUAACCGGUGGGACAACGGAGCAAUGCGCCUACCUACUUAACCUCCCUAUCUUCAAGGCUUUGAAGAAUCUCCUUUCAGUCUCAGAUGUUAAAGUCAUCCUCAUGACUCUGGAAAUCAUCACGAAGCUCCUUGAGGGUGAGCCGGUUAGUUGUGUUGCAGUGGAGGAUUGUACUCUGUGUCUGAGGAACGCGAUGAUCGGUCCCAUGUGCAGCUGAUGUUCAGUUGAAAAUAAUAUGUUGGCCUGACCUAUGGCUUCAAUGGUGUUUAACACACCAGCUUUGAGGCGGAUCCACUCUAAGCGUCAUGUAAACAGUAUAUAUUUACCUGGGAAUUUCGCAUUGUGUCGCGGGUGAAUAAAUUGUUUAAGGUGUGAGGUGACUUUGCACUGUAACUGAACCAAGUGUGAAGAUUGUUAGACGCUUAGCUUUCUCGUCGACCUGGGUGUUUUCGUCAGACUAUGACCACCGAGACAGUAAAGUAUCAGUGUGAUAUGUUAAUUGAGACGGCAUGCUCCAACACGUGGUGCUGUCCAUUCUUUGACUAAGUCUAGGAGAAUGUUUCUGUUUACUUUGCAUUCUGAAGAUUUUGUACUGGAAAGUCUGUCUUAUUUUCUACAUCCAAGGUGUCUGAUCAAUAUGGCCAGUUGGAGCCUGUGUGUAUCGAGCUGGAGACAUGUGGGGUCUAGACAAAUUGGAGGCCUUACAAGAUCACAGUAACCAGCAGGUGUACCAAGCUGCGUAUAACUUGAUUGAGAAGUACUUCAAUGAUGGGGAUGAUGACGAAAAGCAGGACGAGAAUGUUCUCCAUGAUGGUACAUGUAGCACCGCAGUGUCAGCCAACUCAGAGGAAGAAUUCCGGUUUAUUCCACCUGAUUCCACUUUGGGAAAAGAUGGCGAUUUUCAGUUUUGAUAGAUGUUGCAUUGCUGCAAACUACACAUCUACCCGUUAUAUUUCCUAUCUAGACAAUCGACCAUAUUAACCGUCAGAUUGAGAAGUGACAGUUUUGCAAUGCUUUUAUUUCUCAAAUGAUUUUGUACAUAGAAUAAUAAAUAUUUUU
Molecule: messenger RNA, 2278 nt
Organism: Trichobilharzia regenti
Lineage: Eukaryota; Metazoa; Platyhelminthes; Trematoda; Strigeidida; Schistosomatidae
Source: the annotation of a GenBank genome assembly